AAAUGUAUAAGUUUAUGAUGUAUAUGAUCUCUGACAUAAAACUCUGAUAAAUAUAGACGUCGAAUACAACAUAGUCUACUAUAUGAAUCUGGAUUGCACAGACGUACAUACUUAAAGGAAUCAUGCUGAAGAUGUUAACAAGUAUCCUGCUUCUGUCCGCAUGUUUCUUGGCAGCUAGUGCACAUUGUAAGUUCCCAUGUUACCGCUACGAUGUUGGAACUUGGGUAAACGACAAUAGUGCUUUUAUCUGGUCUUGUGCAAAUCCGACAGUUUUAACAGUUCUAUCAGUAAAUGGUUUUGAAGAAAGGGUGUGUUACGCCAGACGUGGAUCAUUUCUUGUAUCAAGAAUUGGAAAUACAUACAGGUGCAUAAAAUAUACCGCUUAUAACAGUAAAGCCGGAGUAUCGUUUGUCUAUAUUACACCAGCUAAAAACUAUUUUAAAGAGCCAUCCAUAUGUGAAGUUUGUUCAGGAAGAUAUAUACCACUAGUUUUAGUCGACGAGCGUGCCAGACAAGCGAUCUCAGCACCCUUAGGGUGUAACAGACCAGCAUUUUGUCCAAUUAAAGAUUGGUAUAAUGACAAGCCCUGUAGCCCAGGACCAAUCAUUGACGAUGGACUCAUGUGUAAUAGCUGUAUCAGAUAUUAG
Messenger RNA from Mytilus trossulus (common blue mussel), 647 nucleotides. RefSeq lists its product as uncharacterized. NCBI's taxonomy places the organism in Eukaryota, Metazoa, Mollusca, Bivalvia, Mytilida, Mytilidae. The coding region runs from base 123 to 647 and encodes 174 amino acids. The record is from RefSeq and is a predicted model, not a curated record. The transcript has 8 exons.